ACUACAGACGUCGUUACCUCCACAGGCAACGCUGACUGACAGAGAUAGUGUAGGAAUGUUUUGCAAAAUUCAGCAUUUAGAGAUGUUGCGUUUUACUUAAACAUUUGAGAAAUUCAUUGAGAACAUUUCUCUCCAUGGGGUGGCAUGACAUUUGUCUUUUGGACUCAGACAAAGCGGCAUUUGUGGCGUAACAAUGUCUCAGCAGCGGGUUGUACAACUCUCCACUGCCUCGCUCGCGCUGGUCUUUGGCAAGGACGAGGAGAGAUCGAGGACCGGUGGAGGAGUAUACAAUGCCAACACUGCGAGCGGCCAGGAGAUUUUUGCCGAUUUCAAGGCACAAAAUGUACGAAGUUUUUGGAAUAAAAGACUAGUAAAAGCUAUAGCCGAAGUUUACUUUCAAGGAUGGAUGGAAAAUCUAGUACUUUUCGUCCAGGGGAACGCGAACAAUUUGGAGGUAUUGAGAGAGGCAUGGAUGCGCAGGGCGCUGAGGUCACCCAAAGGAUUUGUCAUCAAAGCAGUCGGUGACCUGUCACCAGUGCAGAUGCUGCCUGUCCCCCAGUCCCAGUUCAUCCCCCUAGCCGAGGUGCUAUGCUCUGUCAUCUCAGACAUGAACUCCUCCCAUGUCACUGUCAACCAGGAAGCUCUCAUCAACCACAUGAGCAAGGCUCACCCAGGAAUGACAAUCCCAACCCAGGACAUCCUGUACAAUGCUUUGGGGACUUUAAUUAAGGAGCGCAAGAUCUACCACACAGGAGAAGGCUACUUCAUUGUCACACCCCAGACCUACUUUAUCACCAACAGCCUGGUCAGAGAGAAGAGCUGGUGGACCUCAGGCUCUGGAGACAACGAGAUGCCGUCUCCCCCGCCCAUCACAUACCUCCUCAGCAACGAGGCUUGCAUGGAGGCCAAUGCACAGCCCCCCCUGGUGGCUCACUGCAAGUCCUGCAGCUGCUUUGCUCCACAACAGCCCUCUUCCAGCGUGGCCACCCCCGCGGCCACUGCCACCCCUCCCUCCGUCCCCGACCAACAUUCGGUCUCCAUCUCCAUCAGCGAGUGCACCGGCAAGAGCCUGAAGUGGACGCGACCCUCCGACCACAAACCGUCCGUCCAGAACCAGUCCACCUCCACAGCAGCGGACUACCAGGCCAGUGAGGUCAGUAAGACCACGGGCACCACCGCCGCUGCCAGCCGCAAGGACAAGGACUACAAAGACAAGCCCGGCCGCAAGUUUGGCCUCAGCCUCUUCAGGAGGAAUGGAGGGAAGAAAGACAAACCAAAGAAGGAGUAUGCCUCGUACUCGGGCCAGUUCCCACCGGAGGAAUGGCCGGUGAGGGACGAGGAUGACCUGAACAACCUGCCGAGGGACCUAGAGCAUGCCAUUAUUCGGCGUAUCAACCCUGAGCUCACCGUGGACAACCUGACACGCCACACAGUCCUGAUGAAGAAGCUGGAGGAGAGGGGGGAGAGGUGCACAGCUGACAGGGAGCGGCCAGCCGACAAGGGGGUGGACAGAGGAGAUAAAGGGGUCGACAAGGGCAUGUCUACUGAGAUCCUGAAUUCCUCCAAGGCCAAGCACCACCACUCCUCCAGAACGGGGUUAGGAGCAGGGAGGAGGUCUGCCCCCAAGGCCUGUCGCAGCAAGAGGAGAGCCCACUCCUCCAGGGAGAAGCAGAGGGAGAGAGACCGAGAGAGAGACAAGGGGAAGAGGAAGGCGCCUCAGUGUGUGGAUGAGGACCCAGAGACAGAAGACCCGUUUCCUUCUCAUCUCAGACCGGAGGUCCCUGUCGAUGAACCAGACCACCUCGAGGACCCUGGGGAGGGGAAAUGCCUCUAUAAGAAACGCAUAGACAACCCCUUUCAGAGUGCACCAGGGUUGGACUCAGCUACGGCCAUUACCACCACCACCCCCUGCAACAGAGACCAGAAAAGAAAAGAACCCAAGGAGGGCAAGACAGGAGCAGGGAGGAGAGAGCGAGCAGGACACCGCUCCAAAUCCUGGGACCCUCACAGAGCAAAAAUGACCGCCGCUGAAGCAGAGCACGCUGGGAAGUCCCACACGUCCGAGGACAGAUCUUAUGAGUGUCUCCCCGACCACGGUUUCACCGCAGACCCCCUCCUCCGCACCAGCCCCAAGCCCGGCAGAGAGCUUCCAGCAGACUACAGCUCAGCCUACCCCCAGAGCAGCACGCUGAGGAUAGAGGACAAGGUCAAGCACCAGAGGGAGGGCAAGAGCAGGGGCAGAGAGAGCUGGGAGAGGGGGGACGGCAAUUACAAAAUGCUGCAGGAAGGAGAGUGUAGAGGUGGGACCAACCAAAGGCAUCCAAUCAGCCAAGCUAAAGGGGAUGACCACCCCAACACUUCCCAGCCAAAUACAGAUACUAAUGAUCUAGUCUCCACCCACCCCUACGACCCUGCCUGGGCUAAGCCCUCUGUCCAGCACAGACUGUCUCAAAGACAUGCAGACUUACAGGAAGAUGCCAACUACAGGGUGUCAUCGUGUCACAAGCCCUGCACUACAGCAGGUAACCAGCAGGGGGCAGCAUAUAACAACAGAGGUCCUAAAAGCCCAAGUCCGGAAGAGAGACAAAUAGCAGAAAGUCAUGCCUUCAUGGGGCAGAGGGAUGGCGACCACCACAGACCAUACCAGAGAGGGGAGGAAGAGGAAGAAGAUGCCUGUAGCUCCCUCUAUUUAAGUGAGGAGAGAGGGAUGAACAGCAGAGAGGGCUUUAAGACAGGGAUAGUCGACUAUCAUGACCCGCAGUCUGUCUACCAAGACAAUGACCCCGAUCCACAACCCCAAGAGCUCCCCGGUCACUAUCAACACUCCCGCCACCACCCGGACUCCUACUCCCCCUACAACCACCCCCACUCCCUACGAAGAAACUGGGACAGCACUUAUGCAGAGGACAGCCACUCAUCCACCCAGCAGAACACCUCUCGAACCUCUGUCAGACCAGAGGAGAAUAGCUGGGGUGGGGGGCCUAUCCACCACCACCAGAAAACCCAAUCUCCAGAUGCCAAAAGUAAUCCGAGCCCCAGACAAGCAGCGCCCCUACUGGGGGAGAGAAUGCACGAUGCCAGCCUCAGCUCGCAUCACCUGGAUCAUACCGAGGCUGCAGACAGCAGCAUCUUUGACUACUGCCAGACCAGCGAAGUGGACUCAGACGCAGAGACCCUGCAUAAAUCAGCUGAUGAGGGCGACGGGGAGUCCAAUCACUGGGGGUGUGAGACCGAGGAGCAGGAAGACAGUUUUGAGACCCUGCGUGAGCGAGGAAUUCCUCAGAGCCCCGGUGCAAUUCAGAGCACGGUGGGCGGAGCACAGGGAGGAGAGAUGGGGGAGACGGAGGUGGGAGGAGAAAGCCAGAGCAUCACGGGCGACAGCGGGAUCGACUCCCCGCGGACUCGAGUCAGCCUCUCAUCUAACAACACUGUGAUCCUGGAGGGGCUGAAAAGGAGGGGGUUUCUCCAGAACUUGGAGAAACUGCAUUCCAAGAGCACUGCCAUGAGACCACAGAGUUCCCUGCUUCAGCUCACUCCUGUCAUGAACGUAUGAGGCCAGUGAGUCUCUAAGUAAGAGCCCAUUGGGCCCCUGGUGGAGCUCUGUGUUAGAGCCCAUUGGGCCCCUGGUGAAGCUCUGUGUGAGAGCCCAUUGGGCCCCUGGUGAAGCGCUGUGUGAGAGCCCAUUGGGCCCCUGGUGAAGCGCUGUGUGAGAGCCCUAUAAUGCAGUUCUGUAGCUGGCUCCUGUCAUACGUGUGAAACCUGGGUCAUGUAGCUCCAAAGUGCAGGGUUGUAGCUCUAUGGUGCUCACUUCAAUAGUGUACAGAACAGAUGUAUAUCUGUUUAUGUAAAUACAAAAUGCAAAUAUAAAACCCCUGAGCUGCAUCUGUUUAACAUUAGGUUGAUGGUUCUUGUUUUAUCCAUGGUUUACUAGUAGCUGGUGUUAUUACAUACAUUGUGUACAGUGAUUGAAGCUAUAAAUGUUUUUGUUCCACAAAGCUUGAAAUGACAAUGACAAAUUUGGUAUCCUUCCUUCUCUUGUCUUAUCCAUUGUAGCCAUUAGACACUAAUAAAGGUUUAUGUACC
Messenger RNA from Hypomesus transpacificus, 4083 nucleotides. It is a transcript of the gene stox1, whose product is annotated as storkhead box 1. The record is from RefSeq and is a predicted model, not a curated record. Gene Ontology annotation, cellular component: cytoplasm; nucleus. Gene Ontology annotation, biological process: positive regulation of transcription by RNA polymerase II. Bases 194 to 3553 code for a protein of 1119 amino acids. Lineage: Eukaryota; Metazoa; Chordata; Actinopteri; Osmeriformes; Osmeridae. The transcript is spliced from 4 exons. Gene Ontology annotation, molecular function: DNA-binding transcription activator activity, RNA polymerase II-specific; RNA polymerase II transcription regulatory region sequence-specific DNA binding.